This is a messenger RNA of Lolium rigidum, 1641 nucleotides long. Its product is annotated as protein RCC2-like. NCBI's taxonomy places the organism in Eukaryota, Viridiplantae, Streptophyta, Magnoliopsida, Poales, Poaceae. Bases 1 to 1641 code for a protein of 546 amino acids. The record is from RefSeq and is a predicted model, not a curated record. The transcript is spliced from 17 exons.
AUGCCGGCCAGCGCCGCCGCGGGGGUCGCCGCGGAGGGCGAUGAGGAGAAGCCGGCGGGCAGGGAGCUGCUGUACUGCGGCACGACGCGCUUCGACAUCAUGGGCCGGAAGGUGAAGGGCGUCAUGCGGGGCAGCAGAGGCAACCUGGUGUCCCCGGCGCGGCUGCGCCCUCUCGUGGGCGUCGACAUCCGCUUCGUCGCCUCCGGAUGCGCGGCUUGCCACUGUGUUGCGUUGGGUGCUGACGGCCGUUGCUUCACAUGGGGUCGAAAUGAGAAGGGGCAGCUGGGGCAUGGGGACACGCUCAUGCGUAAUCUGCCCGCCGUUGUUUCUGAACUUUCAAAAUACAACAUAAUUUCAGCAGGUGUUGGAAGAAAUCAUACGGUGGUCGUUACUGACGAUGGGAAGUCCUUUGCAUUUGGUGACAACAAACAUGGGCAAUUAGGGACAGGUUCACUAAGGAAAGAAACUGUGGUGUCGCCAGUCCCCUGUCUUGUGACUGAAGCAACUAAUGCGGUCUGUGGUUGUGACUUUACUGUCUGGCUGUCAUCAGUUGAGGGCUCUUCAAUACUCACAGCAGGCCUUCCCCAGUACGGCCAACUUGGUCAUGGAAGCAACAACGAGUAUAACACCAAAGUUUCAUCGGUAAAGCUAUCAUAUGAUCCUCAGCCCCGCCCCAGAGCAGUAGCUACAUUAUCUGGGAAAACUGUUGUCAAAGUUGCAUGUGGAACAAAUCAUACAGUUGCAGUUGAUUCAAGUGGCUUUGUUUACACAUGGGGUUUUGGUGGAUACGGAAGGUUGGGCCACAAUGAACAGAAGGAUGAGUGGCAGCCUCGCCUUGUUCAAAUAUUUCAAAAGAACAAUAUCCUGGGUCCCAACGACAUUAUCUCAGCUGGUUCUGCAAGUUCGGCGUGCACUGCCGGUGGUCGCGGGCAGCUUUACAUGUGGGGAAAACUGAAGAAUUCAGGCGAUGAGUGGAUGUAUCCAAAGCCAGUUACAGAUUUAAGUGGUUGGAACAUCCGCUGUAUGGCUUCUGGUAGCAUGCACCAUACUGUUGGCGCAGAUGAUUCUUGCAUAAGCUGGGGUCAUUCUGAGUAUGGAGAGCUUGGUUAUGGCUCUACGCAAAAGUCAUCUGUAAAUCCUAAAAAGGUUGAUAUUCUUGAAGGAAUGCAUGUUACAAGUGUGGGUUGUGGAGUUGGGAUGUCUCUGAUUGUUGUGGAUAGGGCAAAUGUUGGUGAUAAGAUUGACCAGCUGGAUACUUUUGAUGGGGAUUCUGAUGCUUUGUUUCAAGAGAACCUCUACUUCCCUCCACGUCGAUACAGCAAAGAAGAACAGGAUACAAAUACGAGCCAACAACAUGCAACGCACGAAACAGAAGCAGAGAGGCCGGACAAGGCGACCAAGAAAGCAACUCCUGCCGCCAACUCAAGGCCCAACAAGCGCAAGACUACUGUCGAUCAUCCGAAACCAGAACACAGCACGGAUGGGAGCGGAGAAGAGACCAAGGAGGUGCAGCGUAGCCACGGGACCUCUACUAGAAGAGGCAGAGGCAGGGGAGCCAAGACGGCCGCGACUCCGGAGCCAAUGCCGUCCGGAAGGGGCAGAGGCAGAGGUCGUCCCAAGAAGGGAACUGGAAGCCCCUGA